This is a messenger RNA of Alligator sinensis (Chinese alligator), 2957 nucleotides long. RefSeq names its product UDP-glucuronosyltransferase 1-6-like. Lineage: Eukaryota; Metazoa; Chordata; Crocodylia; Alligatoridae. The record is from RefSeq and is a predicted model, not a curated record. The transcript has 5 exons. Gene Ontology annotation, molecular function: UDP-glycosyltransferase activity. The coding region runs from base 554 to 2176 and encodes 540 amino acids.
CAGACUGGAACACUUGCUAGCUGGAGGGAUUAGCUGAAGGUGACCGAAAUGUGGCCAGAGUUCUGAGUUUCCCAUGGAUUUAGGACUGACAGUCUGAGGAUGAACUUAAAUCAGCUGGACAGAAACUGGGAGGACACAUGCUGACUGACAAAGGACUGACAUGAGUCGGAGUCUUUUUGCAGAAUUGACUGAUCCAUUCAACUUCAAACAGACUCAAGAGUGACAGUACUGGGAAGUACUGAGAAGAGGAAAGGGAGUGAGUAAUGAUGCUCUGAGGAGGUACACAUUCAGAAAACAGACAUUUUGUGCAUUGCCAGUUUCAUAAAUCCCAUGUUAAGUCAGAUUGCAGAAUCAAUCUUUAACCAGUUGAAGUUAAAAAAUAGCUUGUUUAAGACCAUGUAGACAUUGGAAAUUAAAUAUUUACUUUAGGAUUGAAGGAAUGAAAGGGGCAAAGUCACACAGUAAAAUAAUUCCAGCAUUUCCUGCAAUAGUUUAGUGUGCAUCUAAAACCUGGCUGAGUGAUUCUGUGGCACAAGGCUUCUUGGUUAAUGAUAUGACUUCUUUUCUACGCGGGGUUUAUCAUCUAGCUGCAUGGCUCCUAUUUUUCCUGCCCGUCUGGACGCUUUCUGAAGGGCGGAAGUUACUGGUGAUACCUAUUGAUGGCAGUCACUGGCUCAGCAUGCAACCAGUUUUGGAGCAACUUAACCAGAGAGGACAGGAAAUAGUAGUUGUUGCACCAGAAAUAAAUUUGUGGAUAAAUCCAUCAGCACAUUACACAAUGAAAACAUACUCUGUACCCUACACAAAGGAAUUUUUGGAAGAACAGCAUAAGACAAUGGGCCAUAAAGUGUUUUCACAACAACCUUUCCUGGAAAAAAUCACUUCAGCAUUCUCAAAAAUGAGAAACAUUACAAUGAUAUUAUUUCAUUCCUGCGAACAGUUUCUAGCCAACAAAGAGCUGAUCAAAUACCUAGAAGAAAGUAAAUUUGAUGCUGUCUUUAUGGAUCCUCUGUUUCCAUGUGGGCAAAUAGUAGCUGAACAUUUGUCCCUACCCUCCGUUUACUUCAUACGAGGAAUCCCAUGUGGUGUAGAGUUUCAUGCUACCAUGUGUCCAAAUCCUCCUUCUUACCUUCCAAGAUUCUUCACGGGCUAUACAGACCACAUGACAUUUAUCCAACGUGUGAGAAACCUCUUGGUCAGCUCCAUUGAAUUCUUGGUUUGUUAUCUUUUUUACUCACCAUAUGAACACCUGAUCAAGGAGUUCCUUCAUCAAGAUAUGACAGUGCCUGAGCUGUUUAGUCAUGCAUCUAUUUGGCUGAUGAAAUAUGACUUUGUGUUUGAGUAUCCUAGGCCUAUGAUGCCCAACAUGGUCUGCAUUGGAGGUACAAUCUGUGGUCAGCAAAAACCAUUAUCUCAGGAAUUUGAAGCCAUUGUGAAUGCCUCUGGCGAACAUGGCAUUGUUGUCUUUUCUUUGGGCUCAAUGGUCUCAGAGAUUCCAAUGAAGAAAGCCAUGGAAAUUGCCGAAGCCUUGGGGAAAGUACCUCAAACAGUUAUCUGGAGGUACACUGGAGAAGCACCACCCAACCUUUCAAAGAACACAAAGCUAGUCAAGUGGCUGCCACAGAAUGAUCUACUUGGUACGCCUGAGCAAGUGGGGGAGGCUCAUCCGAAAACCCGUGCCUUUAUCACUCAUGGAGGCUCACAUGGGGUCUAUGAGGGAAUAUGUAAUGGCGUGCCAAUGGUGCUAAUGCCCCUGUUUGGAGACCAGAUGGAUAAUGCUAUGCGGGUGGAAUCACGGGGUGCAGGAGUGACACUGAAUAUUCUUGAAAUGACUUCUAAGGACAUAGCUGAUGCACUGAAUACAGUAAUUAAUGAUAUAAGAUACAAGGAAAAUAUCAUGCGUCUUUCUGCCCUUCAUCUAGACAGGCCUGUGCACCCUCUCGACUUGGCAGUGCACUGGGUUGAAUUUGUGAUGAGACACAAGGGGGCACCACAUUUGCGGCCUGCAGCCCACGACCUCAACUGGAUUCAGUACCACUCUCUGGAUGUUAUUGCUUUCCUCCUGGCAGUGGUGCUCGUUACCACAUUCAUAUCUUUCGAAUGUUGCCUAUUCUGCUGUAGGAAAUGUUUCUGUAAAAAAGGAAGAGACAAGUCAAGCAAAUCAAAGAUGCAGUAAUACAUGAGGUCAGAAGCAGGGGAUGGGGUCUGCUCCAGAGCUUAGAGACUGGAAAGCAUCCUAGAUCUCAUUCUCAGGAUAUCCAUUUCUGACUACCAGCUCAGUGAUAAUUUGGAACAUCAGUGUUUAAAUAAGCCACGGUGUUUGUUGUUUACUCUUGAUUGUCUCAAUUAAUUCAGAUUUUUUUUUAAAGCAUUGAACAUAUCGUUAAAGAUAAUUCAUACAAUAAUGUUCUUGUUUAGUGGGUAGGUUAUUAAGGGGAAGACAGAAUUUCUGGGCUCCAUUUCCUACUAUGCUGAUGACUAACUAGGUGACUUUGGGCAAGUGUCUGCUUUGUGCCUCAGUUUUCUCAUCUGGGCAAUGGACACAAACAGGGAAAGUGCAACUUCUAUUAGCCACAUAUAUGGUACCAAUCACUUUCCUGUGUGGGUAUCUGAGCCCAUAUAUUAACACAAACAAUGAUUUUUGGAUUAAAGUUAUUACAUACGAAUGACAAGUAUACGUCAGUGAUAUAUUUCAUCCGAACUGAGCUGGCAGCUCUAGUUCUUGGAGGAAGGGAAUGGCAUCGAUUCUCAAGCAAUCACUAUGUGAAUAAUAUUUACAAUAUUCUGAGCAUGAACAAAGCUUCCAUUUGAAAGUGCUAUUGAGCCCCCACUGUCCCAGUGAAGCUUCACACCACAUGGAGCACUCUGUCUGGAGUGUUGAUGUCAGCUGAUUUGCUCUUUGUAAAUGAUAUUCUGUUAAAGAUGAAAAAUGACAAAUAAAUCCCAAAUAAUAGUAA